AUCGUUCUGCGAUCUGCGACUUCAAUGUCUGUGAUGUCUAUUUUCAAUUAAUUUUCCACUGAAGAAGCUAAUCAUGUUAAGUUAUUCAAUCCGCAAAUAUUAAAGAUAGCGCACUAUUUUACUAAGUCUUGUGACAAAGAGGAAAUAAUCUACGUUAUAGACGAAAACGGAAUCACAAAAUAUUGAUUGUUGCCUAUCCAAUGAGAUGACAAAAUGAUGUCAAGUGUGUUUUAAUUUAUCAUUAAAAACUUGCUGUUAAACCUAAUCGGUGACCAAAUCAAACGGAAUGAAUUUGGAUAACUCUUCUAGAGAAAACUCCGAAGCAUUAGAUUCCAUCGGUACAGUGAGCCCUCGGGAGAAGUGUCACGGAAUGAGGGAGAAAAAGUUAUCGACGGCGUCACUCACGAACACCGAGGGGGCGCGGCCGAAGGUGGUGACUGUGAAGCAUCCCGAGUCCAACAAGCCCAAGCCCACCGCCAAGAAGAACAAGCCCAUCCAAGCCGAUCUCGAUGUUAUCAAAGAAUUCGUGCGAUGCCGAGAAGAGGGGGUGCGCAGACUCGAUCUCAGUAAGUCGUCUAUCACAUCUCUGCCUCCAAAUGUCCGCGACCUGACUCACCUGGUCGAGUUCUAUUUAUAUGGAAAUAAGCUGGUGGCCCUACCAGCAGAGUUUGGGUGUUUAACUAACCUUCAAACAUUAGCAUUAAAUGAGAACUCACUGACCAGCCUGCCAGAUUCCCUCGCUAAUUUACGAUGUUUGAAGGUUUUAGACUUACGUCACAACAAACUCAGUGACAUACCUGAAGUUGUAUAUAAACUUACUUCACUUACUACAUUGUUCUUACGCUUUAAUAGAAUCAGAGUGGUUUGUGAUGGCAUAGCCAACCUAACAAAUCUUACUAUGUUGAGUUUAAGAGAAAAUAAAAUUAAGGAGCUAAGUUCCGGUGUUGGAAAACUCGUUAAUCUGGUCACCUUUGAUGUGUCCCACAAUCAUCUGGAGCACCUGCCCCAGGAAAUUGGGAAUUGUGUAAACUUGUCCACUCUAGACCUACAACACAAUGAUCUCCUAGAUAUACCUGAAACUAUUGGGAACCUCCAGUUGCUGACACGCUUGGGCUUGCGCUACAAUAGAUUGACGGCCAUACCUUCCACUCUAAGCAAUUGCAAACAUAUGGAUGAAUUUAAUGUAGAAGGUAAUUCCAUAUCUCAACUCCCUGAAGGUCUCCUUUCUUGCCUCAAUGAACUCACCAGUAUCACUCUAUCCCGUAACUCAUUUGCUAGUUACCCUGCCGGAGGACCUGCACAGUUCACUAAUGCUUUCUCUAUUAACUUGGAACACAAUCAAAUUGAUAAAAUCCCAUACGGUAUAUUUACAAGGGCUAAGAAUUUAACAAAGCUUAAUAUGAAAGAAAAUUUAUUGACCUCGCUGCCACUAGAUGUUGGUACAUGGGCCAACAUGGUGGAGCUCAACCUGGGCACUAAUCAGUUAACAAAGCUACCUGAUGACAUACAGUGUCUUCAGAACUUGGAAGUGCUUAUACUCUCUAAUAAUUUGUUAAAAAGAAUUCCCCCUAGUAUUGGGAGUCUUCGAAAAUUGCGGGUUUUAGAUUUGGAAGAAAAUAAGCUUGAAGUGUUGCCAAAUGAAAUAGGAUUCCUCCAGGAUUUGCAAAAAUUAAUAGUACAAUCUAAUCAAUUGACAACCCUGCCUCGCUCACUUGGGCAUUUGACUAACCUGACGUCACUGAGUGUGGGGGAGAAUAAUUUGCAGUAUUUACCAGAAGAAAUUGGCACUCUUGAGAACCUAGAGUCGCUAUAUUUAAAUGACAAUCCCAAUUUAUGCAAUCUGCCAUUUGAACUGGCUUUGUGUGUUAGUCUACAAAUCAUGAGUAUUGAGAACUGUCCAUUAACUGCCUUGCCCCCUGAGGUGGUGUCCUCUGGCCCGUCCCUUGUCAUCCAGUAUUUGAAGUCCCAGGGUCCAUAUAGGGCAAUGUGAUAUCAAGAUGAUUGUUUACCAGCCAGUGAGGGCACUUAAACUUCACUUAUAUUCGAGGGGUAAACUUCCAGGCAAGUUCUAAGUAAAAAUGUAUACUCAAAAGUCAAAAUCCUUUUUAUGGUUUCAAAACAUGUUUUAUUGUAAUAUAACAGCAACAUUAUUAUGUAGUAUUAACUGUUAGGAAUUUUCUAAUAACAAUAGGUAGUAGGAAAUCAAAUUUUAUAUACAUUUCCUUGAUUAAAUAAUUCCAAUAUGAACUACCUAUGUAUGAUUAAAUUGUUUCGAGCUUCCUUGAUAAUAACAAAUAGUUAUGUUAAGCAUUAGAUCUUCCCAAGUUACUGUUUAUUAUUUUAAUAUGUGUAAUAAAGACACAGAUACGUUAUACCAUUUUAAAUCAUGUUGAUCAAUGUAUAUAGAUAUUGUAUUUUUUAUUUAUAUGAUAAUUUUAAAAUGUUAUUUGUCUAAGCAAACAAUAAAACAUUUAUAUAUCAUUUAUGUAAUUGCAAAUGAAAUUUCUUGUUACAUAUUAUCAUUAUGUAAGCACAAUUAUCACGCUGCGUCUUACGUAAGCGAACAACUCGCGAACGCGAAGCGGCACGGCGCGGUGGGCCCACGGCGUUCGCGUUCGCAAAGAGAUCGCCCACUUCUAUAGUGUAUCAAAGCAUUGAUUCAUCCCGCGCCGGCCUCGCCGCGCCGCUUCGCGUUCUCGUGUUGUUCGCCGUAGUACGCUGCGUUAGUUUCAAUCAAUUUAUAUAAACCAGUAAGCAAAUGUCGAAAUAAUGAAUAGAUAACAUGCUGCAAAACUCUUAAAAAUAAUUUUAUCUUUUCUACAGGGCUAUAAGUAUGAAGUUUUGUAGCAUUUUAACAUCAUGAUGUCAGCAUCUGCAAAUAGCUCGUGAAAGUAUGUUAAUAAUGUGAUGAGUCAUGCAUAAUUGUGAAGUUCUUAUUGAUCUUCCCUUAGUAAUAUGUUUUAACCAGCCGGAUCUCAACACUGUCAUGUGUAGCAUAAGUUUGUAAAGAUCAUUUUGUUUACUGAUAGAAGUACAUUACAUAUUAAGUGUCAUAGUAGAACUUGCUCAUGUUUGUAUAGCUAUAUUUGAUGCUUUUCGAUAGUACUGUACUGUCUAUAUUAAACAGCAUUUGAAUUAGUUUAAGAUCCCUUGGUAUGAUGGUAGAUAGCAGGAAAUGAGCUUAAAUUUUUAUUUAAAUAUUAUCUUUAUACUAAGUUAGUUGAGGUAUUUAUUGAUUUUUUGUCACAAUUUAUUUGUUGUGAAGUUGUGUACUAUUAUAAAUGUCGAUAGGUGUGCUGUCCUAUUUUAUAUUGCAUUUAUUUUCGUAUUCAUUAUAGUAAAUACUAAAUACCUACUACUUUAAUAUAGAUUAUACUUAGAUGUGUAUAUGACAUCUUGUUAAGAAUAAAUUCAUAUGAUUUGUGUAGAAUGGUAUUUAGGUAAGGACAAUGAGUUAUCAGAUCACCUAAAUGAAAUGGAAAAUAUACAUAAACAACCAAGAUACCGAAAUUGAAUACCGGUUUAUUUCUAUGAAAAAUAUACCGGUAUUCGUUCCCUAGUUUUAUUUGCUAUUAUCUUUACCAGCUUUACUCGCUCUCUUGUCCACAGCGUGAAUGCGCACGUUAUGGUAAGACAAAAUAAAUUACAGUUGUGCAUUUGGUCACAUCUUGCUUUAAUUUCAAUAAUAUACUAUGUUAGAUAUGAUAUAAAUUUUAUACUAGUCAUUGAGUUUUGGGUCUAUAAGAAUAUAAAAUUAUUUUAUUACUACUACUGAAAACGCAUGUUUGUUGUACUGUACACUUGCUGGAGAAGAAAGUACCAUCAUCAGCACAUUUUUGACACUGGAUGAGUCUGAACAUGUUAGGUAGGUACCUUAUUCCAUGGCAACAGGGUUGAAACUGUAAUUUCGUCGAUCGAACUGUUGUAGACACUAGGGGUGUUUAAGCGAGUCCAAUUUUGAAUCUUAGAGGUCAAAUGGGUGCCAUAUUUACCCUAGGGCUAAAAAGAGCCAUGGCCCUGAGGCGGCGGCCUGUCAGGGUUAGCGCAAGACGAACCUCGCUGUCAGUUUCGGGUGGUUAUAGGUUGUCCAACCAUUAUAGGCCUAUGGCACCUACGAGUAUAAUCUUUAAAAAUAUGCCACUGUUAUGUUAAGUAAUGCCAAAAAAUCCCUUCGCAUUUGCCAAUACAGGUCACUUCAUCUCUUUAGAUUUCUGUAAGUACUGAAGUAUGCAACAUGAGUACCUAUUUGGGCAAAUGGGGCGAAGAGUAGUGUCAACAUAAACACCCUCACCGUUUCGUGUUUUCUCAAAUAAACCCUAAGGAUAAAAUCUAAGGAUUUAGGUAGUUACCGGAUGAUUGUUCUCUUAAAUUGUGCUCUAAUUGCAUUUAUAGUGUUAUUUUUAUUCCUAUUGGGUCUAGCAAUUACAAGCAUGACAUUGUUUCGAGGCUAUUUGUUUUCUCGUGUUUAGAAUGUAUACUUAGCCAAUAUAUAUAAUCCAAUGCAAUUAUAAUUAGAGAAAAUCGAUACGCAUAUUUUGUUCAAGACCGAAAUACUGACUUCCAGUAGUAAUAUGUUAUUAGAACGUAUAUUCUCUGGAUGUUUCAAACAGUAAAUGUUUACAAUUAAUAAUUAAGACAAUUAAGAUUUCAUGAAAUAAAUAACUUUGCUUUGAUCCAAAAUUUUAUUAGGGAAGUGCCCUGUUACAAAGAUCUUCAAAUAAAACUGGUUCUAAUAAUGUUGAUCCGUGUGUAGGUAACAAUGUUUUGAAUUUAUGUAAACAUGAUUAUAUUAUAUAAAAUAAAAUAUGAUUA
Molecule: messenger RNA, 4812 nt
Organism: Cydia strobilella
Lineage: Eukaryota; Metazoa; Arthropoda; Insecta; Lepidoptera; Tortricidae
Gene: Sur-8
Product: leucine-rich repeat protein soc-2 homolog
Exons: 1
Coding region: 287-1990 (567 amino acids)
Molecular function (GO): protein binding
Source: RefSeq, a predicted model, not a curated record